Messenger RNA from Funneliformis mosseae, 462 nucleotides. The record is from the annotation of a GenBank genome assembly. Lineage: Eukaryota; Fungi; Glomeromycota; Glomeromycetes; Glomerales; Glomeraceae.
AUGAUUGAAAUAUUCUCAUUAAAAUCCAUAAAAGAACGCAAAGAUUCACUUAAGAACAAAUCUUUGGAAGUUAACGAUCGCAAAAAAAAAAUAAAAAUCUUUAAUGGAAUUUUUAGUCGGUCGAAAGUACAAGAUUCAUCAAAUAUCAAUGAACUUUUCACUAAAGAAGAGAAGGACAUCAUUUAUAAAACGGCUAAAGAUUAUCUAGAUGCAAACAGGGACAUUCAAUGGAAAUCUAUCAAAACUAAAAUUCAAAAGGAUCCUCGUAAAUAUUCGCUAAAUGACAUGAAAAAUGUUUGGAAUUCCAAACAAAGACAACUUGAACUGGAGGCUAGACAACAAGCACGAGAAGCUAGGGCCGAGGUGCAAGAUGAGGUUUAUCUUUAUGAUCCAUCCACUAAAGAUGAUAACUAUAAUUAUACCACACCCUUGACCAAUUUGAUACAAAAAUUUAAAUAUUAA